AUGUGGAGGCGGAGGGAGGAGGGCUGUGAGACAUGUCCCUUCCCGCUCACAACAGCUGAAAGCAGAGAAGGCAACUCGCUAUAGCCCUCAGCAGAGCAGGGCGUCCUGGUCGCACCCCAGGGGCAUCCACCCUGGGUGGGUGGCAGUCCCGCAGCCACCGGGCGAUGAACUUCACAAGGAGAAGAGGCUUUUACAGACAGGAGCUGAACAGAACCAUCUGGGAGCUGCCCAGGAGGUACACCUCCCUGCACCCCGUGGGCUCUGGGGCCUACGGUUCCGUCUGCUCCGCCAUAGACAAGAAGACAGGAGAGAAAGUGGCCAUCAAGAAGCUGUGCCGCCCAUUCCAGUCGGAGAUCUUUGCCAAGAGAGCGUACAGAGAGCUCACGCUCUUGAAGCAAAUGCAGCAUGAGAAUGUCAUUGGGCUGCUUGAUGUCUUCACCUCCGCCCCUUCCUACCACGGAUUCCAGGACUUCUACCUGGUGAUGCCAUACAUGCGGACAGAUUUACAAAAGAUCAUGGGACAUGAAUUCAGUGAUGAAAAGAUCCAGUACCUGGUCUACCAGAUGCUGAAAGGGCUGAAGUAUAUUCAUUCUGCCGGAAUCAUCCACAGGGACCUGAAGCCAGGCAACCUGGCUGUGAAUGAAGACUGCCAGCUAAAGAUCUUGGACUUUGGCUUGGCAAGACAUGCUGAUGCUGAAAUGACAGGCUAUGUGGUCACGCGCUGGUAUAGAGCUCCAGAAGUCAUUCUGAACUGGAUGCAUUACAACCAGACAGUGGAUAUCUGGUCUAUUGGUUGCAUCAUGGCAGAAAUGCUGACUGGAAAAACGCUGUUUAAAGGAAAAGACUACGUUGAUCAGCUGACUCAGAUCCUGAAAGUAACAGGGCAUCCCGGAGAUGACUUUGUGGAGAAGCUUGAGGACAAGGCGGCUAAAAGUUAUAUCAAGUCUCUUCCAAAAAUGCCCAAGAAGGAUUUGUCUGUGCUCUUCCCCACAGCCAAUCCUCAGGCAGUGGACCUGCUGGACAAGAUGCUGCAGCUGGAUGUGGAGAAGCGCCUUACGGCCACAGAAGCAUUAGCCCACCCAUACUUUGAUCAAUUCCGAGACAUUGAGGAGGAGACAGAGGCACAACAGUCCUACGAUGAUUCUCUGGAGCGUGAAAAGCUUUCAAUAGAAGAAUGGAAAAAACAUAUCUACAAGGAGAUCUUAUCCUUCAGUCCAAUUGCACAGAAGGACUCAAAGAAGCGAAGUGGAAUGUCGCUGUAGUGACUGGUGCAGCUGUGACCAGGUUUCAUGUCUCGUGCUGGAUGACAGAUGGGAUUUGUUCCACACUGCCUCUUUUGUAGCCAUCACUUGGCCUAUGGGACUCCUCUGUGUGUGAACACGAUGUCAACACCAUGACUGUGGGCAUUGGACUUUCUUCUACUGAUGGGGGAAGUAUUCCUAAAUAGUUUUCAACUCUAAAGAUAAAUAUACUCUCCCUGAAACUUCCCCUUCCCCACCCCACCCCCCCCAUCACCCUAUAUUGCCAGGUUUUUGUUUCUCCUUUCUUGCACAGGUUUUUGGACUUGAAUUAUGUAUAAGGUAAAUAAAAUGGUAAAAUUGUCUGGGGACCAAGUCCCAAGCAAAAAAAUGAAAUGGUGAAAUUGAGCAUAACAAGACUUUAUCCAUGUUCCCUGUCUCUGAGCUCUUGAAGAGCACCCAGCACAGCCAGGUUGCUGAUAUAAUGUCAGCACCCAGGAGUCAUGGGAAUUGAGUUCUUCAUACACACAGGCUACACUCAGGGCACCUUCUGCUCUGGCUUCUUGCUAUGCACAAAACUCCCUGCUAGGGUUCUGCCUCCUCUGGGCAGCUGCUCGUUCCUCUUUGCUCUACUUCUCUCAUCCCUAGGUUUUGAUAGGUGCCAUUUCUUCCUCGUGGCUAGCUGCAAAUGCAUCCCUGGGAGUUAAGGACCACAUUGACACAUUCAUAAACUUGUUAUCCCAGGGAGCUGGGUUACCAGCAAGCAGUCCUCCUGCCCCCACAGGGGCCUCUUCCUUUAUGCUCAGCCUGGUUCACCCCCCAGUUCUCUUAGCCAGGCUUCUCUCUCACUGAGCGCCCUCCCCUUGGGGCUACCCUGCCUCUGCAGGCUGCCUUUAUCUCUCAGCAGAUCUGAUAUUUUGUUACACAGUCCAGUGACAUGACCUCUUAUGUUCUCAUUCCCUCUCCUCUGAGGGAUCCGUUUUACUGUUGGUUCUCUGCUGCAGUCCUUUUACAAGGCUGUUUGUUCCUUAAUAGGAAAAGACUUUAAUUGUUUGGAAAUGUCUUAAUAGGUGAUUGUCAGUCCUAAGGCUUGCAUCCUUACUUUGAAGUAAGGAUUAAAAAGUUUAUAGAUUCGAGAGGAGAGAAAAAAAAAAGGCAAAACAAUAAAAACAAUAUAUUGCAUGAACAAUUCAGCAUCAGCAGAAAGAAGAAUACAAUGAUUCAAUUCAGUGAACAUGGAAAAUAACUUCGGAUAUUCUGGUAUCAGAUCAGCUCCUUCAGUCAUCAAUCUUAUAAACAUCAUCCGAGAUGAUCUUAUUAAAUAGAAUACCUCACAGAAACCAGGCUACGGAUUAUCCUUGUGAAUAAGAGCUUCACAGAUUCCCACUAGUGCACUUUCUUUGGUGAAGUUUUGUUUCUUAUCUAUAUUUGCAGAUCAUAAUUAAUUCACUUUAGCAAGUAAUUCUUGGUGGCUAUGAGAAAUUGCCACCUCUGAGAAGCUCACUGUAUCUGUGUAUGACAAAGGUUGGGAAUAUGCAGUGCUUCUGGAGAAAGUACCCUGGAAGAGAAAGUUUCAAAUGCUGUUACAGAUUAUGAACUUCUGGAGUCUCGCUGCAGUUGGAAAGGAAGCAGCUGAGGGCCAAGGGCUCACAGCUCAAGAUUUUAGGGACACUAUCAGACUCCCUAAUAAAAGCCAACCUAGUGUCACCUUGUGUGAACUGGUGACCUGAAAGAGAGACCUACUGUGCUGCAUCCACAGCCAGUUGCACCCAGCCUUGACCUCAGAUGCUGUUUCUUUAGUAGGUAUAGAGCUUUGAAUGAGUUGAAGGACAACAAAAUACUAUCAUUUUGCUGUUUAUCUCUCUGGAUUAAGCAAUUUCUCGCAUACAAUUUGUCUGCAUUUAAUUGGUUUGUAAAGGUGUUCAGAUAGCAUCCUGAUAAGAGUGUGAUACAUAGACAGAGGGAGGUGGUUUUAUGAGCCCAGCUGCUGUGUACCAGACUAACCAGCCCGGCAUCUGCAACCUCCCUCCAGGGAAUGUUUGUUCCACCUUUGCUUCUGUAAUAUGCUAAGUAGUUCAUUCAAACAUAGAAGUAUGUUUUGAUCCUUCAGGUAAUUUGAUGUACUGGAAGUAUUACUAAUGUAAUCUGAAGCCUGGAACUUUUGGAGGUAUAUGCGUCAGUAUGUCCCAAGCCAAUACUCAAGUGCAUAGGUGUUUGUUAUAAAUGUUAUUACUACUGGAAGAGGAGAGAGACAAAAAACAACUACAGGAACAAAAUAAGCAAACUGGAUCUGAAAGUGACUUCAGUCUUAUUGCUACGUAUACACGUUCUUACCUUGGGGCCCUCAUUUCACUCUCCUAUAAGCAUCUAAAUAUCCAUGGUUUAGAAACCAAGUGUUACUUGUCCUCAGUGUGGGAUAUCUCAGGAAAGCAAAAUUGGGUUUGGGGGAGCAAGGUGACUCCAAGUUAGUUUCAAAGUCUGGUACUUUAGUCAUUUGAAUUCCUGGCUGGCUAUGACAGUCCCCUUUCCAAUACAACUCGAUGAUCGGGUAGAUAUUCUUUAGUUCUUUUGAAACACACCCUUUAUUUGCUUGCAAAGCUGAUUUGAAAAUUUUCUCUUGACCAUGUGUAUGUGAGGUGGUGAUCCUUUGGCAUUUGUGAAACCAAAAUAUUGGAUAGUGGGUUUUCAGAAUUUUUCCCUUCCUCUUCUAUAUUUUAAACUGCUAAACAGUUAAUUCACAGCUUCCAUCUGUCUUCACUUAGGGAAAUAUCUGGAAGACAAAUGUAUGUCUACAGGUAUCCAGCAGUGCUUGUUCCACAUAUCAUAGCUACGUCCUGCUAUUCUGCAACCAAAGUUAACUUCAGAGAAGUCCAACUUUUUUCUCUUGGGGUCUUCUAUAAGAGCUGGGUUGAUCCUUAUGGGUCCCUUCCAACUCAGAACAUUCUGUGAUUCCUAAGUACGAUGGGUCAUCAGGGCUACUUUCUGCAGUGCUACAGAGUACAUUUUUCUCUGUCAGGCCUUUAUUCCUGCUCACAGUAUGAGUGGGCUUGCCUCACCCCCACAAAAAAAUCUUUAUAGAUAUGUAUUAGAACUUCCCCCCCAGCCUGUCACAUAUUCCCUUAAACACCACUGUGGUUAAUAGCCACCGUCCUAGACAUGUUAAUUGCUAACCUCAAACUGAGAGAAGUGCUUAUAAGAAGGCAGAAAGAAAAUUUUCUACUGGAUAUAUGCUUAGAAGGAUACAAAUGUACAGCCACUUACAAAGAGUGAUUCUCUAGUAACUCAUCUAUCUAUAGCUAUGCAGAUGGAUGAUCCAGGUUAAGUAUCUUUUUAUGGUCUGAGAGUCUGCACAGAAGCACAGACUUAUGCAACCAGCCUCUUCUGUAGAGGCUUUCCUGGCAGCUAUUAAGGGUAAGGCUCUACAGAAGUCUGGCAAUGAUGUAAAAUGAUGUACAAAGCAUGUGCAUGGAUAUAGAUCUGUUUUGGACCUACAAUUUCUCCCUGCAAUUGCAGGUGCUAUCACUAGAACUGUUUUGUCACCGUAGUGUUGCAUGGAGUGGUUCUCGUGCUGUCUAGCUCUUAAAUCUCUUGCUGAUGUAUCCUGCCUGCAGAUGACAGCAAAGGCUACAAAUACCUCUAAUUUACUGCACUCUCCAAAUCCUUUCUUGUACAUUGAUGGUAAUGCAUAGCUCCACCCUGAAAAUCUUGAGGUGUGAUACGUGCAAGCACAUCUGAACUAGCUUUAAGUAAGCUAUUGAGCUUGGUGUUACUAGAACAAUCCGUAAAGCAGCACGGAGCUCAUCAUGUUAGGCUGUUAAAUCUCCAGAAAGUUUUGCAGCCUGUGCUGACUCUGGCAUACAUGCAGAGUGUAUCCCACUGCUUAUUGGAAUAGUCACUUGAUAGUUCAGUGCCAGGCAGUUAGUGUGAUAACGACUUUGGACCACAGCACAAACAUCCUCUUAGUUGGCACCUUCUGCCCUGUGAAUCACACAUGUUCAGAAGGUUAUUCCAAAGUACAUUCCAAGGGAAUCGUGCCAAGCGGCGAGCAUUCUCCAUACACGAACCCAGUGUGGUCCACAAGGCUACAUAACGUAUUUGCUGAGAAGGUACAUGAGCUCUGUUAUAUACGCAGUGUUUCUCAAUUCUCUGCCCCUUCAGCAGUUGCUGAGUCAUUUUGGUUUAGAAUAGCCAGAAUGUACAUUUUCAGUACCUUUCUCUCUGAUUGUCUUCUUUGCCUGUGAGUGAUUUCUGGUUUUGCUGUAGGGACCUUAAGUUUGGGAAAACAGCAACAGUAACAGAAUUUUCUGAGCUCUGGUCUUCGCUGCCAAUCAGACAAGGCAAUGUUACAUUUCUUGGCUCUGUCUUUGUUGCAGUUCAUGCCCUGUACUGCACAAGAGAGCCCUACAACUGUAGCUUUUUGGUAUGACUGUACCGACGUUAUCUUCAGUAGCUGCACAGAUGCUCUGCACUGAUGCAGUUUCUCUUGGCUUGUAUCUCUGUGUGCCAUGUACAAUCCCCAUGCCCCGCAGCACCCUUUGUUAAAGGAAAUGAGCACAGCACUGCUGUGACCUCCCCUCAAUUCCCUUGAAAUUCAAUGCUUCUGGUACAGAGUGCUCCAAAAAGCUGGGCUGGACAGCAUGCAGCAGGAUCCUGCAGACAUCUUAAAGAACCACAGUUUGAUGUAAGAAACCAUCCUUUCCACCUCCUACUCCAUGUGAUGCAACCUGCAUAUUUCCUGGAUGUAGGAAGGGAGGAGUUCCUGCUCUAUCAAAGGGCAGUUGAAAUAUUGUCCCUUUGAACAAGAUGUCUGACUUGGCUUCCCUGUCCAUCGUGUAAUCUUUAACAGAGGUCAGAGAGGAGCUCUCUGCAGCUGCCAUAAACGUCUCAGAGCUGCAUGUCUUUCUACUGAAUAUAUACUUCCGGAAAAUAUUUUAUAUCGAGGACUGGAUUUCUGAGUGCUUUCUCUUUUGUGAGCUUACACUAAAUACUCUGAAAUAGUGAGAACAACCUCAAUGGUUGUGUGUGUGGACUCCACACUCUGGGAAUCAUUCAUUCACCCACUGACAAUGUACGGUGGGUCCUUUAGCACACUAUUCUGUCACACAUCCCCUAAGGAGCAAAUAAAUCAAGUGCAUUCAUGUUGCUCUUUUUUUUUUUUCUCCUUGUGUAACUUUACAAUACAAAAUCCAGUGAUUAAAAAUCACUCAACCAUUUAGUGAACACCCAAAAUCCCAUAAGUCAGGCCAGAUGGAAAUAUGCUUGCUAUUUACAUUGAAGCGCAGUAAAAAUGAUGCAGAUACAGUUUUUUUGUGCCCACCUCACAUAAUAUGCAGAUGCCCAUCUUGAAAUACUUUUUAUAUCUUAGUCCUGCAUUUAUUUCUGAAUGUAGGAAUCACUGCUAUUUUUCAUUAUUAUUAUUUGGAAAGUGAAGCCUUCAUCAUAAACAAUCUUUCUGUGCAAGUUUUUUGGCAGCCAGUGAGAUCUGUGAGUUACAUCUUUGAGAGAGAUCUUAUUUAUUAGGUACUUACAGCUGAGAGUGGGUGAGAAGAAGUGGAUGAAGCAAUGAUUUUUCUCCAUGAGACACCAUGAGGUUAUAAGAAUGUGUGCUGGUUUUUUUUGAACAGACACACAGUAUUCACCACAUUUUGGACAUCACUUAGAAACCUUUCUGUGCAGAAUUCGAAAAUAUUCGAAAAUAUCUACAGCUUUAGAAAACCCUACACUUAUUUUAUCCUAUAGGAAAAAAAAUUCAUAUUUAACCUUUUCAUAUUUUAAAUCACAUUCUAAACAGACUAAUCAUUUUCAGGUUGUAAGUUUGUGAUAAUGGGAUAGAAGAAAAUCAUAGGAAAUGAUAAACACAUCUGAGAACUCUAAUGAGAUCCUUUAAGAAGGACUGUAAUAUGUUUUCGUAUUUUCAUGCCUCACUUGCCUAGGUAGCAAGGGAAAACUCCUGACUCUCUGCAGCUUCCCACAUCAUAGUGGAGUGGAGUGUGGGCUUGUAACACGAUCAUGGCUUAGUUUUUUGUUUUUUUUUUAAAAAAAAAAAAAAAAAAACAACUAAGAGAAACCAACUAAGAGAAACAAAACACGGAAGAAAGACCAGAAAAUUGCCAGUACCAAUUCAUUUUCACCCCACAAAGGAUGAACAUUUCCUUCACUAAUUGCAGCUGUGUUCAAUGUCAUCAGUAUCACUCUGCUGUAAAAAUGUCAGUGUUUCCAAGCAAUUGUGGAAUACAGGAUGUCUUGUCUAAUUUCUCUCAUGCUAAGUUAUCCUCUGACUACAUGAGUUUAUACAGCCUUUCAUAUGAUGUUCAGCCAAUGCUGCUUUGCCAUUGAUUCAGACAGCACUUUGCCUGAUUGAUAACUUCUUUCUCUUUUGUUUGGUUGUGCUCUAUUAAAUAAUAUUGAAAGGUUAGCAUUUAUCUUUAACCUCUAAUAAUUUUCAGUUGAAUGAGAACUAACUUCUUUUAGCCAAGUUUGGCUAGAAAAAUUAGAAUUAUCCUACUAUCAACCGUAAUUUUAGUUCUUUCUUCAGAACAAUGCAGAAAAAAGGUUUUAAAACUGAUUUGCCCAUUAAGAUAAAAAAAGGAAUACCAUUAAUUACUACUGAGGUGACAGUGCUGGGUGCUUGUGUCAUCUCUCUGAAGUCAGUGCGACUAAACAGGACUAUAAAUACUCCCCACAAAACUAGGAUCUCAAGAAGUGCACUUGCGAAUCCAGCUGAAUUGCACUGCAGCCGAGGCUAAUCAUUCUGCGGUAUCAGGCUUUUAACCUUUAGUGUGCACAGGUCCUUUUUAGCAAUGACAAUAAUUAUGACAGUUCUGAAGAAAACAGCCACACAACAACCAAAACAGAUAUAAAAGUACUCAUUCUGAGGCUCAAUGAAUCAACAAAUAAAGAAAAGGUCACUUUUCAGUUCUCAAUUACAAAUGAUAAUUUUCUCCCUCUUAAAAUAUGUUUAAAUACUUGCAUAAAGAAAAUUAUGACUGAAUGUGCCUAGCUCUGUUUAAACUGUCUUGGCUGCUGUUUUCAUUUGAAGUGACACCUCUGGUUUUGAACUUGUACUGUUUAAAAACUGUGAGAGCCAAGAAAUUGAAUUAAGCUGUGCCUCUGGGAUUUCAGAUAAGUCCAGAAUGUUUUUUCAAAUAACAUAUUAGUUCCACAGCUCUAUUUUAAAAUUAAAUGAUGGAUAACUUGUUUUUAUGCUCUAACAUAUGGCCCUCAAUCUUCCAAGAUGUCUGUGCAUACUUCAUGUUGUGCAAGAGUCACCCUACUGAACUUAAUAGGACUAUUCAGACAGUUGACAUUAAGCAUGUAUGCAAAUCUUUGCAAGACUGGAACCUAACGUGAUUAUAAUAAGCCCAUUUCAGUGCAAAUCUAAGUAUAAAGAGCUUCAAAACUGAGGUCAAAAUAAAAGAACUUGCACAAGUCUGUCAUACUAAAAGAGUACCAAAAUGCUGGGGGAAAAAAAUGCACACUAAAACCUUCUGAUAAAUUUCAAACUAUGUUCUCACAUAAAGAGGGAAAAAUUAGGCAGUCAAACUGCUCGUUGCAGUAACUGAAAUUUUACUUACUGUGAAACUGUCUCCUCAACAGUCAACUCAUUUACUGCAAUGUCUAUUUUAUAGAUUUUUGUUGUUGUGCUUUAUGGAUAGGAUUGUGCUUUUGCACAGAUGUACUUUGGGGGUGAGCUGGGAUUUUAUGUCAAAUGAUAUGCUUUAUUUAUUUCUGAUCUCAUGCAGAAAAUAAAAUAUAUUUAAUAUCCUUGA
Molecule: messenger RNA, 9007 nt
Organism: Gallus gallus (chicken)
Lineage: Eukaryota; Metazoa; Chordata; Aves; Galliformes; Phasianidae
Gene: MAPK13
Product: mitogen-activated protein kinase 13
Exons: 12
Coding region: 165-1262 (365 amino acids)
Biological process (GO): MAPK cascade; protein phosphorylation
Cellular component (GO): cytoplasm; nucleus
Molecular function (GO): MAP kinase activity; ATP binding
Source: RefSeq, a predicted model, not a curated record